Boleophthalmus pectinirostris (great blue-spotted mudskipper) is the source of this 4551-nucleotide messenger RNA. Its product is annotated as fMet-Leu-Phe receptor-like. Gene Ontology annotation, biological process: positive regulation of cytosolic calcium ion concentration; inflammatory response; complement receptor mediated signaling pathway. Lineage: Eukaryota; Metazoa; Chordata; Actinopteri; Gobiiformes; Gobiidae. Gene Ontology annotation, cellular component: plasma membrane. Gene Ontology annotation, molecular function: complement receptor activity; G protein-coupled receptor activity. The transcript has 3 exons. Bases 77 to 1117 code for a protein of 346 amino acids. The record is from RefSeq and is a predicted model, not a curated record.
UUUGAGCUGAAAGUGCAUUGUGCUGUGUCUGCUCAGAGCUCCUGAUCUGAAACUGCACCAUCCACACUGAUUCAAGAUGUCUUUGAACGCCUCAAAGCUCAGUCUCAAAUCCACCAAACCUGAACAGGAAGUGGAAAUAGACGCCAUCAUGGACAACAUCAGUAUCAUCCUGUACACACUCACCAUCGUGUUGGGCAUCCCUGGAAACGCCAUGGUCAUUUGGGUGGCAGGGUUCAAACUCAAGCCUAAAGUCACAAAUGUGUGGCUGGUGAACCUGGCCAUAGCAGACCUGAUCUUCUGCUUCACUCGGAUCUCCUCUCUCAUCAAAAAGCUCUUUUUCGACCAUUGGCCUUUUGGAGUCUUCCUCUGCAAAUUCAAUGGCUUCUUCAAAUACACCAACAUGUUCUGCUCGGUGUUUCUUCUGGCUGUGAUCAGUCUGGAUCGAGCUCUCUGUAUUUGGAGGCCGCUUUUCACAAAAAUAAAUCGCACUCUUUUUGUGUCCCGGGUGGUGGCUGUGUGUGUGUGGGUGCUGGCUUUAAUUUUCAGCACGCCUUAUUUUAUGUACCGGCAAGUUUACCCGGGAAAAAACAACCUAAGCAAGUGCUCUUUUAACGUGAAGGAGUCUAAAAAUGGUGACAAUAGCAUUAAAUAUACUCUGUACGCAGUUCGUUUCCUAUGUGGCUUCGUGUUGCCAUUUUUCGUCAUUCUUAUUUGCUACAUCAUGGCUGGUGUAGGAAUCAAGCGCACCCGCCUGUCACAGAAGUCCCGCCCACUCAAGACCCUCGUCACACUGGUCAUCGCCUUCUUCCUGUGCUGGGCUCCGUACCACUGCCUCCUGCUGGGGAAAAUGGUGAACAGCAAGAACAUAGUGGUGAGGAUCUGGCAUCCCGUAGCGAGUGGAGUAGCGUAUUUUAACAGCUGUGUGAACCCCAUACUGUACUACUUCAUGGGAGUGAGUGCACGGAGCAGGUCUGGUCGGAGUUUGACAGGGGCGUACAAGAAGGUGCUUGGGGAGGAGGUGAACGAACCCAUCUCUCAGUCUGUGGUGGGGACAGUGGACAAAACUUGUGAAGAGACUGAAAGAAAGCGAUCCACAGAGGAGAUGGUGAAACUAUGAGUUAAAGAAAUAUUAUAUGAACUGACUGGUUAAUGUGUACAAAAUUUACUCAGGUAUUUUUGUGUGGUACCCGGAAUAUUAUAUAAUGUGUACAUGUGGCCCGUAGUGAAUGCAUUAUGCAGUUUAAAGGUGCACUGUGUAACUUUUCUGAGGGUACAUAAUUUCUCCAUGGAGAUGUUAUAUAGUAUAGCAAUACAGUUACCUAUUUCCAUGGAAACAAGUAGGUGAUGCCCCAAGGCCAAGUUGCUGGUCAGAUUUGUGGAGGGGUUGCCCCUUCACUUCGAGUAAGAAUUUAUGUUUUUCAUGGUAUUUUCUUAAAGCAAACAAAACCAUUUGUAGCUGAAUAAAUGCAAGAUAGACAGGACCAAAAACCAAUAACGUAAAUGGUGGACCCCUGUGCAGAAAAGUUACAUAAUGCAGCUGAGUUAAAUGUGAUAUUUGUCAUGUAUAUUAACAUGAAAUUACAGAUCAAAUGGAGGGUCACUAUGGGCCAACCUGUGUCUGUGUAGCAGCCAAAGAGAUCAAAAAUAUCAUACACAUUUGAUGUCUAAAUAUUUUGCUUUGUUAAUAUAAUUUGCUAAAUUGUAAUAUAACUGUUGAUAACAGUUGCUGUAGAUAAUAUUUUCAACACUAUGUAAAUUGCUUUAGACAGUUUGGGUCAAAUGCAGCUAAAAGUGCCUCUGUUCUUUAAAGAGAAAUAACAUACAUUGGCUUGUCUUGGUCUGGAGGUCACUUUAAUGUAUGUUGGAGUUUCCUAUCACUGACCCUAAAUUAAGACAAUACACAAAGCUUAUUCCAUUAUUGCUAGAUUGUGCAAGAUGAACAAUUGCACAACACUGGCUCGAUGACACAGAUUGCCUGUUUGGUUUAAUAAUGUUCUGCAAUUGUUUUCAAUGGAAAAAUCAACUUAUAUCUUAAAAGGAUUUUUUUUUUUUUUUUCAAAAUUUGAAACGUCACGCUUGAUCAUAAUGGAUAAAACUCAGCUAAAGUAAUCAUGAAAGGUUUGUUGAAACUGUGUAUGUAGGUUAGUGGGUAUGUGGGUGGGUGUGCGUGUCAGUGUGUGUGUGUCUGUGCAUGUGCAUGUGUGUGUGAGAAUGGAUAUGAGUGACCGGGUAUGACUGUAAACAUAUGAAUGUUGUGGACUAUGAGUAAGACAUUCAUAAGGGAAAACUUAUAACUUACAACUUUUUAGCUUAUAAAAGUUGAUUAUGCAUGAUAAUUAUUUGAUGCUUCAAAAAAUGUUUGAUUAAACCAUGAAAAAACAUUCAUAUAUAAUUUUCCAGUGUGUGACGGACAGGACAGGAAAUACAAUAAGCACACUGUUCAUGCAGUGAGAUCCAGUGUGGAUUGUGUGCCAGUGUGGUUUGUGUGAUAAGGCAUCUUAUGUUUUCAUAGAUAUAAUAACCAAAUGAGGCCAGACACAUGAUCACAGUCUCUCCCCCAGCAGCCCAAAUUAUGCAAACUAGAUCAAUGGAAACACUGUGGUUUGGUGUGAGCUGUUCAAAUGUCCUGUGAUGACAAAUACCACUGAAAAACAUAGACAACACAUAGAGGAAAAGAGCAAAGGGGAAGUGAGAUUGUUUCAAAGUUUAGUAUUGUCCCAGUGGCAGAGGCCUGUGUCUAAAGGUCACACUGCAGGGUACAAGAACUGAAACUUGUUCUGUCUUCUCUGGUUUUUAAACACUUUCUCCAUAAUGCUUGUUUUCUAUAUGGUAUUAAACAUGCCUCAUCACUUAAUGCUGCACUCUGUAACUUUUAUAGUCUUGUGUCAGUUACCAGCUUGUCUCCAGAGAGAUGUAAUUGCUUUGCCUAAAAUGUUUCACAGUUUAGCAAACGUAUCUAUCUUGCAUUUAAUCAAGUAUAUGUGCUUAUGUAUCACUACAUAUACAGUACCACAUUACUUACAGUGAGCAGCUCUCCUCUCCACAGACUUGACCUGUAACUUGACCCUGUGGUGCCACCUGCUUGUCUCCAUAGAGAUAGACAUGUCUAAUGCUUUACUAAGCAAUAGCAUAGGCUAUCCAUGGGGAUAAGUACGUGACCUCCAUAUCGUAGUGUUACUUAGGGGAUAAUUAUUAUGUCUCUCUUGGGCUAAAGGGGAUUUUCAGAUUAAACUAUUUAGAUGUGUUCAUAACAUUGUUGUUUGGGUGAUAUUCUAAACAUCCUUUUCCUCCUACGACUGGACUAGAGCAAAAACACUUUAUUUCUCAGUGGAAAAAUUGAAGUUGUAUACAAUUACUUAAAGCUACCCAGACGUGCCACCAGCUAAGGGAGUUGUAUCACUUGUUUGGACGACAGAUGGAAAUACUAUCAUUUGUCAUAUUUACACUGAAAUAGCAGAUGUUCCUUAAAGGUCCUGUAUUACAAUAAAUUGAUUAAUGUGAAUUUUAAGCUUUGUUGUAAUGUUGUUACCUUGUCAAAAAACAGAAUUGUAUAUUUUGUUUCAGUUUAUUUCACUUCAGUUCAUCUUUAUUCCAGAUUCAUGAUCCAUUUUUAAAACAGACAAGGACAAUGACAUUAGAAACAACAAACAUUUAUGUUUUUAAAAGACAACCACACAAGUGUCUUCACAUGUUGGACUGAUAUCUUAUUGCACUGAAUCUCAUAUUUGUGAGUGACAUUAUUAUUUCAUUGUCUGAUUUGUUCAGCCUGCAAAUAAAACUGUACAUUAAAAUUCUAAGUGCAUCUUGCAAAAUGUUCACUCGUGCAGUAACAAUCAUCUUCGUUGCACUUGUCCACUGUGUUUCAUUCACACAAUUGAGUAAUCCUUUAGGUUAGUCGGUCUACAUCUCUAAAGCUCAAGGCUGCACCUUGUGAUGUCAUGAAGUUUUCAUUGAAAUUAACAGCAACCUUUUACCUUUUUGUUUAGUUCAGUAGUGAUUGGCAGUUCCAGGGCUGAAAUAGUGUAUGGAAUAUAAAAACACUGUGGAGCAAGAAGGUUUUCAGUUUGAGAAAUAUGCAGGGUUUGUUUUAAACAUGUGUGGCCGUAGACUGGUCCUCAAUACAGUGAAUAAUUGAAAUAUGUGCAAGUUUAUCACAUUAGAAUGAGCUAUCAGACUUUAUUCAUGCCAAGAUCCUUAAAACCACACACUAAAUUAAAUUAAAUUAAUUAAAUAUCAGCUUUAUCAAGGUAGAUUUUCAACAAACUUGCAGUAAAAGGUUAAUUUCUAAUUGAUGCAAGGUAAUUCGGGCCAAUUCACCUGGAUGCCUGAGGGCCAAGAAAAAUUUGUCUGAGGGUCGCAUUUGGCCCACGGGCCGUAGUUUGGACAUGCCUGGCCUAUGUUUUUGAUGAUGAAACAACAUUAUAACAGAAAUCAGAAAAUAGUGUAUAAAAUACAGGCCAGUUAAUCACUAUGGCAACAAUUCUAAUUUUUCAUUAUUCAUCAUGAAUACCUGAAACAUGCAAAGUGUUUUUCAUGAAGCUCUAUAGUCCU